AAUGUAUAUAUUUCGAUAUAAAGAUUUCUUUAUGAUUUGGGAGAUUUAAUAGAAAGGCAAUUUGAUAAUUGCCAAUUCAAUGGAGGUGGAAUAAUUCAAUUAACAUGUAACAACUUUGAGCUUGACAGUGAAAAGAAAAAAAAGAAAAAAAAGAAAAGAAAGAAAAUAAAAACUCUUGCAUUUAUUUGUCAGCUUGUACUGCAGUCGCAGUUCUGAAGCUUAUCACCUCAACCAACAUUUUCAAUAUUCCAAAACCCAACUAAUUUUAGCUUUUCCAUCGCUUCUUAUCUAUCUAUCUAUACUCAUUCAAACCUUCAUUCAAUACUCAAAUCUCUCUCUCCCUUUCUCUCUCCCUUUCUCUCUCAUCUCUCUCUCUCCCCAAACCUAUUCUCUCGAUUCUUCACCACCGUGAAUAUAAUGGCGCCGCCAUCUUCAGAUUCUUCACCACUCUCUCAGAACCACACCAACGAUUCCGAUCACCACCUUCAUCUCCAACCACUACUGGAAUCUGCCCGUCCAUUUCUCCGCGGCGAGCUCCAAGAUGUCGACCCAAAUCUGCCACGCCUCAUAUCGGUGCUCCAGGCCGCCGGCGCCGGCGAGUGCUGGCACAAGCACGGCAGCUUCCUCGACCAUCUAAUCGGCGUCUACCGGAUACUCAAGAUGUGGAAAGCCCCCGACGAGGUCUGCCUGUGCGGCCUCUUCCACUCCGCCUACUCCAAUUCAUACGUCAACCUCGCCAUCUUCCCACCUUCCUCCGCCGGCCGCCAAACCGUCCGCUCCCACGUCGGCCCCGCCGCGGAGCGCCUGAUCCACCUCUUCUGCGUCGUUCCCCGCCAGCCCCUCAUUCACGACUUUCUCCUCUUUCAGUACACUGAUCAGGAGCUCGUGGAUCACCUCCGAUCGUCGGAGAUCAGCCUUAGAAAAAUCAUCGACGGAGAAAUCGAAGAAAAGGAAGCGGAGAUCUGGAGGGCGAAACUACAGUCGAUUUGCCCGGCGGAAGGGAUUAAAGUGAAGCACAUAAAAACAGGCGAAGACGUGCUUGUUUCCCGAAGGCUCCUCGCCGUUUUCAUUCUGAUGACGGUGGCGGAUUUCAGCGACCAGCUUUUCGGGUUUCAGGAUGCUCUGUUCGGAAACUCCGACGGCCGCCUCGAGUUCUCCGGCAACAACACAGUAACAUCUCUGUGGCCCGGCAACGGCAAGCCGGGGCUGUGGAUGAACUCGGUAUCGAGAAUGGCGGCGAUAUACACUUUGAUAGUGAGAGAAGAAAAGAUAUACACGAGUACAGCAUCCAAAUUAAAAGAUUAUAAUAAGAGAGAAGACGAAGAGUUGGAGCUGGUGAUUCCGCCGGUGUUCCAUGGAUGCACCAGAGUUGUUGAUUCGGAGGAUCAGAUAGCAGCAAGGGAUAUGUACUGGGAGGCGGUGUGCAAUGCGGCGGAGAUAGGGUUGGAGAAGGCGGAGGAGCUGCUGUUGAGGAGUGUGGAGAAGAACCCAUUUGUGGGGGAGGGGUAUGUUGUGUUGGGGCAAAUUUAUUUGGGGGAAGGGAGGUUUGAGGAGGCGGAGAUGGCGGCGGAGAGAGGGCUGAGAUUGAUGCUCCAGUGGGGGAGUCCUUGGGAUAAGAGGAUGACGUGGCAGGGUUGGGUUGCUUGGGCUAGGGUCUUACUCAUGAAAUCCAAGGAUAAAUCAUGGCCUCACAAUCCUUGGGGUAUUCUCAAUUUGGGCCUCGUUACUUAAUUAUUAGUAUUACCCAAUUUUCUACAAUAAAUAAAUGAAUAAGGAAUAAAUUAAAAACAACUUUUAUUGCUAUGUACUUUGAUCAAUUAUUAAUAAUAAUAAAAGUGAUUAAUGAAGUUUUAUUGAAGUUU
Molecule: messenger RNA, 1862 nt
Organism: Erythranthe guttata (spotted monkey flower)
Lineage: Eukaryota; Viridiplantae; Streptophyta; Magnoliopsida; Lamiales; Phrymaceae
Product: E3 ubiquitin-protein ligase
Molecular function (GO): protein binding
Source: RefSeq, a predicted model, not a curated record